GGCGCCUAGUGCGCCUGCGCACAAGUGAGUGGGUGGCGGCCUACUACCUCUGCUUUGCUGUACGCUGGGCUGGCGCGGCAAUGGCGCAGCAGGGGAAACUACUCAAGGAGCAGAAGUAUGACCGGCAGCUGAGGUUGUGGGGUGAUCAUGGGCAAGAAGCUUUGGAAUCUGCUCAUGUUUGCCUAAUAAAUGCAACAGCUACAGGAACUGAAAUUCUUAAAAACUUAGUAUUACCAGGUAUUGGAUCAUUUACAAUUAUUGAUGGAAAGCAGGUCAGCGGAGAAGAUGCUGGAAACAAUUUUUUCCUUCAAAAAAGCAGUAUUGGCAAGAACCGAGCUCAAGCUGCCAUGGAAUUCUUACAAGAACUAAACAGCGAUGUCUCUGGAAGUUUUGUGGAAGAGAGUCCAGAAAACCUUCUAGACAAUGAUCCUUCAUUUUUCUGUAGGUUUACUGUUGUGGUUGCAACUCAGCUUCUUGAAAGUACGUUACUUCGUUUAGCAGAUGUCCUCUGGAAUUCCCAGAUCCCUCUUUUGAUCUGUAGGACAUAUGGACUAGUUGCUUAUAUGAGGAUUAUUAUAAAAGAGCACCCAGUAAUAGAAUCACAUCCAGAUAAUGCAUUGGAGGAUCUACGUCUAGAUAAGCCAUUUCCUGAACUGAGAGAACAUUUUCAGUCUUAUGAUUUGGAGCAUAUGGAAAAAAAGGACCAUAGCCAUACUCCAUGGAUUGUGAUCAUAGCUAAAUAUUUAGCACAGUGGUAUAGUGAAACAAAUGGACGAAUUCCUAAGAGCUAUAAAGAAAAAGAAGACUUCAGAGAUCUAAUUAGACAAGGGAUUUUAAAGAAUGAGAAUGGAACUCCAGAAGAUGAAGAGAAUUUUGAAGAAGCUAUUAAAAACGUGAACACAGCAUUAAAUGUAACUCAGGUCCCAAGCAGUAUUGAAGAUAUAUUCAAUGAUGAUCGCUGCAUAAAUAUCACCAAACAGACCCCACCUUUUUGGAUACUAGUCCGUGCCUUAAAGGAAUUUGUGGCCAAAGAAGGCCAAGGAAAUCUACCUGUUCGAGGCACAAUUCCUGAUAUGAUUGCAGAUUCAAGCAAAUACAUAAAACUGCAGAAUGUUUACCGUGAGAAAGCAAAGAAAGAUGCUGCUGCCGUGGGUAAUCACGUUGCCAAAUUACUUCAGUCUGUUGGCCAGGCACCGGAGUCCAUUUCAGAGAAAGAAUUAAAAUUGCUUUGCAGCAAUUCUGCAUUCCUUCGAGUGGUAAGAUGUCGCUCUUUAGCUGAAGAGUAUGGCUUGGAUACAGUCAACAAAGAUGAAAUUAUUUCUAGCAUGGACAAUCCAGAUAAUGAGAUAGUCCUGUACCUAAUGUUGCGGGCUGUUGAUCGAUUUCAUAAGCAGCAUGGCAGAUACCCAGGAGGUAGAGGUUGAAGAAUCAGAAGUGCAGUCACCCCUGGCUAUGUAGCAAGUUUGAGACCAGCAGGGGACAUAAGGCUCUUUCCAAAAUGAAAAAAAAAUUUAAUUAAAGGACCUAAGGUAUUUUCUCUUUAGUUCUUUGAUCAAAUAAUUAUUGAGUAUUAUGUAUUACAAAGGGACAAAAACCACACCAGAAUGCUGGGAUUAGGAUCAUCAUGCCUGGUGUCAGGAUCAAGCCCAAAGCUUUGUGCAUGCUGAGUGCACACUUUACUAACUGCCAUACCCCCGGCCCUGACAAAGAUUUAGUGAACUUCACUUUGUGGUAGAUUUUAGUUAUCUCAUUAUUUACAGAUUUCUGAUACUUCCAAAUGUUGGUUUAAUGUUUUAUUACUUUGCUCUUUAGUUUCAUACCUUACUGUUUUUAUUAGACCACCUGAAACUGGAUUAAGUAAAGGAGAUAGCCAUUAAUUUGAAUCACUUUUUUUUUCCUGAGACAGGGUCUCUAUGCAGCCUUGGCUGUCCUGGCACUCACUAUGUAAACCAGGCUAUUCACAAAC
Messenger RNA from Mesocricetus auratus (golden hamster), 1966 nucleotides. RefSeq names its product NEDD8 activating enzyme E1 subunit 1 (gene Nae1). Gene Ontology annotation, molecular function: ubiquitin activating enzyme activity; NEDD8 activating enzyme activity. The record is from RefSeq and is a predicted model, not a curated record. Lineage: Eukaryota; Metazoa; Chordata; Mammalia; Rodentia; Cricetidae. The coding region runs from base 81 to 1424 and encodes 447 amino acids. Gene Ontology annotation, cellular component: cytoplasm; nucleus. The transcript has 18 exons. Gene Ontology annotation, biological process: protein ubiquitination; protein neddylation; DNA damage response.